Molecule: messenger RNA, 675 nt
Organism: Bradysia coprophila
Lineage: Eukaryota; Metazoa; Arthropoda; Insecta; Diptera; Sciaridae
Source: RefSeq, a predicted model, not a curated record
UUAUAGGUUUUUGUUCGGAGAGGGGCCAUAAGCAUAUAUAAAAGCUUUCAACAAUUUGUUUACACCGAACAUUCAACCGUCGAACGUAAUUAAGGCAAAGCUGUUUUAAGCAAAACAAAAAACAUUUCUUCAAAUUUCAAAUAAAAUGUGGAAGGCACUGAUUUUUUCCGUGUUAUUUGCUGGCGUUGCACUUGGUGGCAUUAUUCACGAUCAUUAUGAACAUCAUGAGCACAGUGAACAUGAACAUGAACCUGAACAUGAUACCGAUCAUGAGCACAAAGUUGAACACGAGCACGCCACUUCGCAUCAAAGUUUCAAAAUCCAUCAUUUCCACGCGGUUCCUGUUUAUGUGAAGAAAGAAGACCAAAAAUACUUGAAGCAUCCGGUUGAAAUUUCAGGAGUUAAACACAAAUUGAAGUUGGUUCAUCCCGAGACAGAAAAAAGUCACGGCUACGGGUUGGUGUUGGAAAAUCACACAGAAGAAAAGAAUCACAAGGAUCUGGGCCAUCACGAACACCAUGAAGAAUACAAUUUCGAACCAUCUGAACAACACGAUUUCGGCGGCGAAUCCAGUCACGACAGUCAUCAUCAAUACCAUGAUAUUAAUUUGCAUCAUCAUUCGGAUUAAAAAAGAAAUUAAUUCGUUUUCGCUAAAUCGAUUAAAGUUCCAAAGUA